GCCCGUGCGCGCGCAGGGGAGAGGCCAGCCCCGGCGGCCGUUGUGGGUUUCGUCUGGAGGGGCGGGAGGGUCACCUGAGUCCGGAUCGCGCCGGCUGCGCGGGGCCGCUGGCUGCACACCCUGGGAGGCUGGGGCGGAGGAGCGAGCAGAGUCUGCGCCCGGCGCCCGGGACGAGGAGGAGUUGGACCUUCUCUGCAGCCGCCUUCUGCGCCCUGCCGGGCUAUUAGCAAAAGAUGGUGGAUCGCUUGGCAAACAGUGAAGCAAAUACUAGACGUAUAAAUAUAGUAGAAAACUGUUUUGGAGCAGCUGGCCAACCCUUAACUAUACCUGGACGGGUUCUUAUUGGAGAAGGAGUAUUGACUAAGUUGUGCAGAAAAAAGCCUAAAGCAAGGCAGUUUUUCUUAUUUAAUGAUAUUCUUGUAUAUGGCAAUAUUGUCAUCCAGAAGAAAAAAUAUAACAAACAACAUAUUAUUCCCCUGGAAAAUGUCACAAUUGAUUCUAUCAAAGAUGAGGGAGACUUGAGGAAUGGAUGGCUGAUCAAGACACCAACUAAAUCGUUUGCAGUUUAUGCUGCCACUGCCACUGAGAAAUCAGAAUGGAUGAAUCACAUAAAUAAAUGUGUUACUGAUUUACUCUCCAAAAGUGGGAAGACACCCAGUAAUGAACAUGCUGCUGUCUGGGUUCCUGACUCUGAGGCAACUGUAUGUAUGCGUUGUCAGAAAGCAAAAUUCACACCUGUUAAUCGUCGUCACCACUGCCGCAAAUGUGGUUUUGUUGUCUGUGGGCCCUGCUCUGAAAAGAGAUUUCUUCUUCCCAGCCAGUCCUCUAAGCCUGUGAGGAUUUGUGACUUCUGCUAUGACCUGCUUUCUGCUGGGGACAUGGCCACGUGCCAGCCUACUAGAUCAGACUCUUAUAGUCAGUCAUUGAAGCCUCCUUUAAAUGAUGUAUCUGACGAUGACGACGAUGAUGAUAGCAGUGACUAAAGGCAUAUUUUGAAAUAUUUAAUCGGAUGUGACUAUCUGAGAAAUCAGCUCUGGGGGGAAUGUAAAAUCCUGAGCUUUCUGUCAGUUUUGCUCUAGCCAUGAAUUUGCCUGAGAAACUUACAACCUAUGUGCCUCAGUAUAUUCUAUAGAAAAUAGGUCCUGUCACCAUCCCCCAGCCCCAACUGCUGCUGCCGCUCUCUCCUCACCUCCCCCAGCUCCCUAUUCUUCUACAGGGAUAGACUGUUGCAAAUAUAUCAGAUAAAGUUUUGGUUUCUUAUUCUUGUUUUAAUUCUAGACUGUUUUCUUGAAUGGUUGGGAAAAGAUGUUUAUUUAACAUAUGUACUACACUGUUGUUUAUUACAUGUUCUGUUAUAUGGAAAAACUAAAAACAAAGAAUGAUGGAGAAAAGAGUGUGAUGUGGUCAGUUAAUAACGUUAUUAGCUUUUUCUAACCAUCCUAUCUAAAGGUUAAGACACCAGUAACAGAAAUACAUGCUUUGGAAAUACUUUGUUUGGCUUUUUCAUGUACCAGGUGGUGCCUUAUCAUAAUAGCACUGUGGCAUGUAAUAAGCCCCUACCUUCUCACUUUUUAGUUUGUUUUAAAAAUACACUGGUGCUCUUUGAGGUGUAAAAUGAAUGUUAUAAAUGGGUGUAAUUAGAAAAUACUUCUCAUUUGACAGCUACAAAUAACUAAAUUUAGAGGUUCUUUAUUCUAUAUGAAUAAUAUUUUUCCAUAAAAUAGUUGUGAUUACUGUAUAUUUUUA
Mesoplodon densirostris (Blainville's beaked whale) is the source of this 1746-nucleotide messenger RNA. RefSeq names its product pleckstrin homology and FYVE domain containing 2 (gene PLEKHF2). The record is from RefSeq and is a predicted model, not a curated record. The transcript is spliced from 2 exons. Bases 234 to 983 code for a protein of 249 amino acids. Lineage: Eukaryota; Metazoa; Chordata; Mammalia; Artiodactyla; Ziphiidae. Gene Ontology annotation, molecular function: metal ion binding; phosphatidylinositol binding.